AUGUCUUACAUCAUAACGGCUAUUGCAGCCAAGGAGCUGCCGAGCGACAUCCAAACGACGAUCGAGUCCCAUCUGAUUGGGCAGGAGGUGAAGUUUGUGAAAAGUUCUGUUUUGGCUGCCGGCAAGGCGGUGGAUUUCUUCGUGGACGUUGAAAACGCUGACAACGUCUCGAAAAAGAUCAAACUGAUCAACAUCCCGCAGGUGGACUUGGCGUUCCAGAAAGACAGCGACGCACGGAAAAACAAGAAACUCGCUGUGUUCGACAUGGACUCGACGCUGAUCUACCAGGAGGUGAUUGAGCUGAUUGCAGCACAGGCUGGAGUCGAGGACGAGGUUGCACGGAUCACCAAUCUGGCCAUGAACGGCGAGAUCGACUUCCAGGAGUCGUUCCGUCGUCGCGUGAACCUUCUCAAGGGUAUACCGUCCGCAGACCUGUGGGCCAAGCUCAAACCGCAGCUAAACCUCACAAACGGCACCAAACAGCUCUGUGCUACACUCAAGAAAAACGGUUGUGUUUUGGCAGUGUGCUCGGGCGGCUUUUUGCCGCUCGCUGAGCACGUGAAGGAGCUUCUGGGACUCGACUACGCGUUCGCCAACCAACUCAAGACCCAGGUUGUGGACGGAACAGAGGUGCUCAGCGGAGAACCAGCCGGAGAAAUUGUCGAUGGUAACAAGAAGAAGGCUGUGCUGCUGGAGCUGGCAGCCAAGCACGGGGUGAGUCUGGCCAAUUCGGUUGCUGUUGGUGACGGGGCGAACGAUCUGUUGAUGAUGGGUGCUGCUGGUCUAGGGUUGGCGUGGAAUGCCAAGCCCAAGGUCCAGCUGGAGGCAGACUGUAGGCUCAACACGGACUCGCUGGCAGAUGCGCUAUAUAUCUUUGGCUACACCGACAAGGAGCUAGAAUAA
Messenger RNA from Ogataea philodendri, 903 nucleotides. RefSeq lists its product as uncharacterized. Bases 1 to 903 code for a protein of 300 amino acids. Lineage: Eukaryota; Fungi; Ascomycota; Pichiomycetes; Pichiales; Pichiaceae. Gene Ontology annotation, cellular component: cytoplasm. Gene Ontology annotation, molecular function: L-phosphoserine phosphatase activity; magnesium ion binding. The record is from RefSeq and is a predicted model, not a curated record. Gene Ontology annotation, biological process: L-serine biosynthetic process; dephosphorylation. The transcript has a single exon.